This is a messenger RNA of Brenthis ino (lesser marbled fritillary), 873 nucleotides long. The record is from the annotation of a GenBank genome assembly. Lineage: Eukaryota; Metazoa; Arthropoda; Insecta; Lepidoptera; Nymphalidae.
AUGUACACGAGUAUUAUUUUUUUGUUUAAAAUUAUUUUUAUAUAUGCCUUUAUUGCGUUAAAUAUUAACUUUCUUAGCGUCAGUGGCAAUUCCAGAGGACUGAGAAUCUUUCAAGGACGAGAUGCUAAACGUGGCGAGUUUCCUUACGUAGUAGCUCUAUCCCUGAAGUCGUCGUAUCCGGAAAAUCCUAUUUAUGAAAGCUUCUGCACUGGAAGUAUUGUAACACCAAUAUGGGUUUUGACUGCUGCACAUUGUAUUCCUACAAUAGAACCUUUAAUUAACCCUCCACAUAAUACCAGCGAAAAUAUUACGAUACUAACACCAGUUAUUCAAUACGUUUCUCCAGCAGACGACUAUAACUGGAUUGCCAGCAAUAUAAUUAGAACUAUUCUACAUCCCAAUUUCAAACUCUCUCUAACUAUAGAUGUAAAUGACAUAGCGCUAGUCAAAGUACAGAAUACAAAAAUUAAAGCGUUGGGAAAAAUCAGUGCGAUUCCCGUCGGCACGAUGUACGGGCACAAAGUGUUCUCACUUGGAUUAGGAUGGAUGCAAUCUGAAAGUGGACAUAUAGAUAACGUUUUGGCGCUCAAUAAACCACUUCAAGUAUAUGACGCGAUAGUUGUGAACUGUGCGCGGCGUCCUCCCAUGUCGAGCGUAUCGCCAUCGUUAUGUUUAGCUUGGAAUUGCAACAAACCUACACUAAGCUGUCCAGGAGAUUCUGGUGGACCGGUCGUUCAUCCAACUGGUAUUGUCGGAAUAGCAUCAGCAUCUCAAAUUAGACAUUGUAAUACAACUGAUAAUUUAGUUACUCCUCUUGUAGCGACACCUGUCAGUCCGUAUGUUGACUGGAUAGCAAUGAGUGUUAGAGGAAUU